AUGGAGGCCCCAGGGCCUGGGGGCGACCGCGCCUCCCCAGCCUCGUCCACCCGCAGCCUGGACCUGCGGCGGCUGUCCGCGCGCGCCGACUCGGCCUACAGCUCCUUCUCCGCGGCCUCCGUUGCCCCCGAGCCGCGCACGCCGUCGCCUGGGACCGACCUCCUCCCUUACCUAGACUGGGACUACGUGCGCGUGGUGUGGGGUGGCCCGGGCCCCGCCGGCAGCCUUCGCACCUCGGCGCAGCCCCGGCCCGCGGCCGCCGCGCGCAGUGGGCCGCGGCCGCCCGAGGUCCAGGGCACGCCGGGGCCGCUCAGCCGGCAGGCCACCCCGCUGCUCUUUGCGCUGGCGGCCGAGGCGGAGGCGGCGGCGGCGGCGGCGGCGGCGCGGCUCGUGGAGCCGCCCAGCCCACCGGCCUCGCGGGCCGCCUACCGCCAGCGGCUGCAGGGCGCCCAGCGGCGAGUGCUCCGGGAGACGUCCUUCCAGCGCAAGGAGCUCCGCAUGAGCCUGCCCGCCCGCCUGCGGCCCGCGGCCCCCGCGCGGCCCCCCGCGGCGCACCCGCGCUCCGCCUCGCUCAGCCACCCGGCGGGCGGGGGCGGGGAGGUGGAGCCCGCGCGCCCCGGGGCCACCGCCGCCAGGGCAAACGUGGGCCGGGGGCGCCUCGCCACCCAGCAGCGGAAGUGGUGCUUCUCGGAGCCGGGGAAGCUAGAUCGCGUGGGGCGGGGCGGUGGGGCGGCAGGGGAACGCUCCAGUGAGGCCGCCUGCAGUUCGGGCAUCGCCAGGCCCGGGACCCAGGAGCGGAGGGUGCUGGCGGAAUUCCAAGGCCACCAGACCAGAUGGCUGCCUGAGUCGCCGCCCCGAGGCACAGAGGACCCAGAACCGGGGUCCGCGAAGCUUGGUGACGCCUAUAGGCCCUCCGGUCGGAGUCAGAGCGCGUCAGGGGAAGUCUUGGCUCCCUGGGGAGGUCCAGGAGGGGUCAUGCCCAUUGUCCAGGCUGUUCCCCAAGGAGCAGAAACCCCCACCCAACUUGCCAGGUUCCUGACUCAGAAGGAAGCUGCAGUGGUGUUUUCUGCAGUGUAUCCCCAAAGUAGUCCUGCUGACUGUGAACAGAGGGCCUCAGAGACAUGCAUUGGGUGUACCCGGCUCCCAUCCCUUCCAGAUGAUGAGGUUUUCCUGGAAGAAGUCCCCCUGGCCAAAAUGAGAUCCCCUCUAGACACCCAUACCUGCCCAGAAAGCCCAACCAGUAUCCAUGUCUCUGACCAGCGGUAUGGAACUGGCUCAGGCCAGAGGGCUGACCAGGCUACAGUCCCCCCAGAGCAUCCCCUCCAUGAACACCCAGAGACUGCAAGGGCAGAUGACUGCCACCAGAGGAUACAUGGUUCUGUGGGUGUCUCUGGGACCAUAUACUCUAGGCCCUCUGGGACUGCAAAUGGUGACAUAGCAACCUUUCACACCAAUGGACUGCUGACCAUUGACUCACUUGCAGCUACAGAGAGUGACCCGCUCAAACCUCUCCCAGUUGAUGUCCUGGGACCUCCAAGCAACAAUACCCCAGGUGCUCCUGGCUGUACUGCCGAGGCUUUGGCCACUGGCCAGCCUGGUUCUAGGCCAACAUGGCCCAGUCCUCGCCUUGAGGAGCUGGUUCAGGAGCUGGCCAGACUGGAUCCCUCUAUGAGUGACACUCUCACUUCCUGUCCCAGCCCAGAGCCACCCCUGGACCUGCUAGAUGGGCUGAUUCCUUUAGCCGAGGUCUGGGCUGCAAUGAGGCCAGCCUGUAAGGAGGCUGGGAAAGAGGCUGCUGGUAGUCCUGAGCCAAGCUCCAGCCAGCUCCUGCCAACUUCUCAGGGGGAGACAAGGUUUGAAAACCAGACCACCCGCUCUGUGCCUGACCAGGCCUGUGGUGAGCAUCUCCCUGAUCCAAAUAGCAGCAUCCAAGCCAAGAAGAUGGAGCUAGCCGACCUCCUCCAAACGAUGCUGCGGAACCUUCGGGCCGAGCAGGAGCAGCUGCACCAGGCGGCCCAGGCUUGGGCCAGGCGCGGGGCUGCUCUGGAGGCCGCGGUGGGGCAGGCCUGCGCUCCCCGUGACCUAGAGCGGUUCAGCAGGUUCAUGGCCGACAUAGAGCGUGUGCUUGGCCUGCUGCUGCUGCUGGGCAGUCGCCUGGCCCGCGUGCGGCGCGCCCUGGCCCGGGCGGGUGCAGACAGCGACCCAGACGAGCAGGCCUCUCUGCUGCAGCGCCUGGGGCUCCUUCAGCGGCAGCAGGAAGAUGCCAAGGAGCUGAAGGAGCACGUGGCGCGGCGCGAACGGGCCCUGCGUGAGGCGCUGGUGCAGGCCUUGCCCCCCGAGGAGCUGAGCGCCUAUCACUCCCUGCUGGUCGGCAAGGCGGCCGUCCUGGCCCAGCAGCGCAGCCUGGAUGAGCGGGUCCGUCUCCUUCAGGACCAGCUCGACGCAGUCAGGAGCGACCUUGGCCCUCAUCCCCUGCCUCCCAGGCUGGCCUGGCCCCCAGAGGCCUGUCUUCCUGAUAAACCGCCCUUCCUGCCACCCUUCAUCUAAUGACAGGCAGUGGGAGUGGGGAGCAGUGCCCCUGCCCCUCACCCACCUAACUGGGGGUGACGCUGGUGCUUUCCCUUUGCGAGGCGGAGGAAUGGGGAUGGGGCAGGGCCAGUGUGGAAGACCCAGGCCAGGGCUUCCUAGGACACUUCUAAGUGUUUUCAUGUGGUUUUACCCAUUUCUUGUGGAUUAUUUGGUGAUUAAUUUAUGAAUUUUAAAACUACAGUAUUCCCCCUUUUUGUGAGGAGAGAGGCUCUGUCUGGGUUGAUCGGAGGGAGGAGGAGACAAAUUAGAGGAGCAUCUGAACUUACUAUGCAAAACAGUUUUUUCUUUUCUAUCUUACUAAUAAUAGAUGUGGGAAGUAUGUGUGUCACCUGGAGCCUAGCUUGGGGAAGGAAUCUUGUUUACAGACAAUGGACACCAACCUUGCCUGACUAGAGCAGAAGAGGGAUUUGCUGGCGGACAUCAGUCAGGUCUGAGAAUCCUUAGGAAGACUGGGAUACAGGCUUGAAACCAGGAGGGACCAAGAGGAUGCCAGGCCUUCCAGCUCCACUGCCACCAGGAAUCCCUAGCACUUCUGGUGAUCACAUCACUAUCACAAAAGCCUAGGCCUGAUUGGCCGACUCCUGCUCCUUUGCUGGUUUUUACCCAAGCCUCCAAGCUCAAUAGCAGAAGUGAGGGUAACUGCUUUCCUUCAAGACUUAAGGGAUAGGGAAUAUCCCCAUACACAAAAUAGAUUCAGUAGCUUCACUGCCUAAAAACCUUGACGAAUUCAGGGACAUUUAUUCCAAGACUCAGAAGGAACUUUGUCUUACAAUUAUCUUAUCAAAAGUGAGUUUAUCCAGCUCUCUUUGGAAACCCCACUGGAUCCACCAGGCUUGAGGAGGGCUGUUGGGCAUGGGAGCUGAAGGUGAGCCGUGAGAGACCUGGAGAUCUAGAAUGUGGGGGCUGAGGUGUGGAGAGACCGCUCUGUUUGUGGGCCGAACAGGCUAAGCUGGGGGUGAGCUGGGGUUGGGAGUGGAGAGUUAGGUGCUGGUGUGGAAUGAAACAGAGGCCACACACUCCCUUCAGUUUGUGCAUCAGGCCUGUGUACACAGAGUCAAUGUGAAGUUCUCAAAUAUACAUGGGAAAAUGUGCUUUAGUAUUUGCAGCUGCAAAGGCCAGGGCCAAGAACAUUGUUCAUGCAAAUGUUCAGUGUAUUUUUGGAAGUUGGGCACAUUAAAAGGCAUGUGUAUGUGUAUUUAAAGCCAACUGACCCCAAAGUGAGAAAUCUCUGCUUCUGGGCUUGUUUUCUGAUGCGUAUUGUCACUCAGUGCAACUGGUUGGGAAUUUUAAAUGGUUGUAUUCAUACCAAAAGCAUUAGUUCCAACAGUCGAACUAUUGAGCACAGAACAAUGCUAACAUUGUGCCUUUUUAUAAAAAACAUAUGGGACUCCUGCUGAGGCAGUUGCGGGUUCUAACAUUAUGCUUUUGCUUUUCUCCUUUGAAUGCUGUGGGCGGGGCCUCCACUCCAAAGUCCUCAGCCUAGCAGGGCAGUUCUCUUUGAGAUAGUCCGGAUGGAAUAAACUUAUUUCUGCCUUUUGCCCUGUACAGCCUCCCCCGCCACACUCGUUCUCCCAGUGUGAUAUUCUUGGAAAAACAACAGUCAUCAGUUAGGCCAAUAGAAAUUGUGUGCUGUUAGGACAAAGCACUUCCAGCCUUGGAUGGGCUUGAGGAGCACUGUCUGCUGUGGUCCUGCUAAACUGCACUUUGGUUCUGUGCUGGGUUUUUCCAUGGGGGAAUUAUGAGGUUCCUGUGCUUGUCCUUAUCAGAUGGGGAGAGUAGGGCCACACCUCCUGCACCCACCCUUUCAUCUUGCCUCUGUGUUCUUCCUGCCCCAUUUAAUGUCCUUUCCACACCAUUAUAACGUCAGAGUGCAAGAAUGAGCACCACAGGUGUUCAGUAUUGAUGCCAUAGACUAAGAUUUUUUUUUUUUUUUUAAGUAUUAGAGCACUGAGAGAGCGCAUGGGAAGGGGCAGAGGAAGAGGGAGAAGCAGACUCCCCACUGAGCGGGUAGCCCCGUAAGGGGCUCUAUUUCAGGACCCUGAGAUCAUGACCUGACCUGAAGGCGACCUUAACCCACUGAACCACCCAGGCGGCUCCAGACUCAGACUUGGUGGUGCUAUGUGGGCAGGUGCCAGAAGCCCGGUGAAUUCCACCCUCCAGGACGCUCCCAGCAGAGGGCACUGUUCUCCUUGUGAUGAAGGCUCCUACCCUUCACCGUAGCCUCCUCCCCAGCCCAGUAGGCCCUCUGGGCUAACCCCAGGGGCUUUGCUUUCCCUGCAGAGCAGUGCUAGUUAGGCCUGAAGACUCGAUGUGAGCCUUUUUGCUUCUGUUGGAAACAAAUUCUGUCCAGCCAGCCACGGCGAGGCUGGCUUGCCUUCCUUUGCCACCAGGCCUUCGUUGGAAAGUUGUUGGUUAAUGAAAAGUGGGGGAGGAGGGAAGCCGGGGGCGAUGAUCUGGAGUAUCAGUAUCAAAAAGAGCCUUACUUAGUCUCCCAGGGUGGAAAAGAGGGUUUCAUGGGUCUCUGUUGGGGUUUCUGCCUCCACCUCCUCAAAGCCACAGGUGCCCCCGCCUGUUGAUUCCGCCCCCAUCCCCGCUGCCCGCCGCGCGGCCCUCCGGGUUUUUGCGGAGGGGAGGCUGUGGCUGGCGCUGUUGCUAGGCAACGGGCGGCCGCGUGGCCGCCUCCCGCGCUCGCCGCGCCCCGCCCCCGCUGCUCCUCCUAAUAUGGAUUUAAUUAGGGUACUUUUUACCUUCAGACUGUCAAUUGGAAACCGAACAGGGAAGCAGCGUUCGACGGCGCCCGCUCUGUCUGGAACAGCGCGUUCCGCGCACCACGCACCUGCCGGAGCGGCUGCUGUAAACCUCAGGGAUCCUCGCGGGAGCGAAACGCGCUGCUGUUCGUUCACGUGUGAAUCGGGAGCCUGGGUGGCAAUGUGGGUCACGUGUGCUCGAGCGCCGCCGGGAGACGAGGUGAAAGGGGAGCGUGGGGGCAG
This is a messenger RNA of Nyctereutes procyonoides (raccoon dog), 5579 nucleotides long. It is a transcript of the gene SHROOM1, whose product is annotated as shroom family member 1. The transcript is spliced from 7 exons. Gene Ontology annotation, molecular function: actin filament binding. Gene Ontology annotation, cellular component: adherens junction; apical junction complex; cortical actin cytoskeleton. Bases 1 to 2547 code for a protein of 848 amino acids. The record is from RefSeq and is a predicted model, not a curated record. NCBI's taxonomy places the organism in Eukaryota, Metazoa, Chordata, Mammalia, Carnivora, Canidae. Gene Ontology annotation, biological process: cell morphogenesis; actin filament bundle assembly.